Molecule: messenger RNA, 3070 nt
Organism: Ictidomys tridecemlineatus (thirteen-lined ground squirrel)
Lineage: Eukaryota; Metazoa; Chordata; Mammalia; Rodentia; Sciuridae
Source: RefSeq, a predicted model, not a curated record
GUCAGUCACUGUUGGCCACCCUGUUGAUUGUUAACAGCUGGGCUGUUGCAUGGUGUGGUUGUGAUCUUUCCUCUUAACCUGGGUAUUGCCAAAUCCAGGAACUAGACAGAGUUCUGUACUUGCUAAUGCUGGCAGCAAGACCAGCUGAAGAAUGCCGGGGCCGGGUGGGCCUGGGUCAGACUUCACCUGCCCCAGGGAGAGAGGAGCAGCCACCUGAUCCAUGAAGGGCAGCAGCGAGCUGAACUACCUUUGCAGGGGAACGUGACUUCUUGCACAGGAAGUGCAGCAUUGGCAUACUGUAGCUUCUAGCGGUAGUGUGGACCAGGCCUGCUGCCCUCCUCUGACUCCAGGGACCUCUGGGGGAGCUGGGUCCCUUACUGGCUGGAGAGCAUCAGCGUGAAGGCUACAGGCAGCUGAGAACCGGAGGGACACACCCUGCUGGGUCACAGUUAUUGGAGGAGGCCUACCCUAACAACCUCAUUUCAAAGGCUCAGUCUCCAAAUUCAGUCACGCUCUGAGCUCAUGCCCGUGGGGCUCUGCCAGGAGGAAGCUGGGGGCAGGACUCACGCCAGGAGGUGGCUGGCACAGUAUGGAGCGCCCGAGCAAGAUGGAGUUCUUCCAGAAGUUGGGCUACAGCCGGGAGGAUGUGGUCAGGGUGCUGGGCAAGCUGGGAGACGGUGCCCUGGUCAACGACGUGUUGCAGGAACUGAUCCAGACGGGCAGCCGCCCUGGGGCCCAGGAGAGCCCUGCCAGCAGCACUGGGCCUCUGCUCGUUCCCCGGGGCUCCUGUGGAGUCCCAGACUCUGCCCAGCGGGGCUUGAGGUCAGCCCUAGAAGAGGACUGUGGAGACUUGGCCAGCUCCCUGCGUCCCAUAGUGAUCGACGGCAGCAAUGUGGCAAUGAGCCAUGGAAAUAAAGAAGCCUUCUCUUGCCGGGGAAUCCAGCUGGCUGUGGACUGGUUCAGGGAGAGAGGACACACCUACAUCAAGGUUUUUGUCCCAUCCUGGAGGAAAGAGCCAUCGCGAUCUGACACCCCUAUCAGAGAGCAGCACGUUCUGGAGGAACUGGAGCGGCAGGCGGUGCUGGUGUACACCCCGUCCCGCAAGGUGAACGGCAAGCGGGUGGUCUGCUAUGACGACCGCUACAUCGUAAAGGUGGCCUACGAGAAGGACGGCAUCAUUGUCUCCAAUGACAACUACCGUGACCUGCAGAAUGAGAACCCAGAGUGGAAGUGGUUUAUUGAGCAGAGGCUACUCAUGUUCUCCUUUGUCAAUGAUAGAUUUAUGCCUCCCGAUGACCCCCUGGGCCGCCGUGGACCCACUCUGAGCAACUUCCUGAGCAGGAAGCCGAGGCCUCCAGAGCCAUCCUGGCAGCACUGCCCCUAUGGCAAGAAAUGCACCUACGGCAUCAAGUGCAAGUUCUACCACCCCGAGAGGCCGCACCACGCACAGCUGCCUGUGGCUGAUGAGCUCUGGGCCAAGACGCGGGCCUGGCCCGGCGGGGGCGCCGAGGAGCCGCGGCCGCCGAGCGCCCGGGGCGGCCCCGCAGCAGCCCGGCCGCUCCCCGGGGAACCCUGCGCGCACAGCCUCCCGCGGGCGCCGGGGACCGCGGACCUGGCCGCCCUGCGCGCGGGCUUCUCGAGGCUGGCGUUCAGCGACGACCCCGCCGGCGGCUUCGCGCUCGGGCCUCGCGGUUCUCACUGGGCGCCCGGGCCCUCCUCCUCGCCGGCGGGCAUCUCUGCCACCCCGGGGCCUCCCGGCCUGGGGGCGCUGGCGCCGGGCCUGCGCAGCCUCCCAGGACCGCAGAGCCCCUUCGUCCCCGGCGACCUCCCGUCGCCACAAGUUCAGGUGCGGGGCGGACUUGGGCCCCGGGACCUGCGCGGUGACCUGCUUCCCCAGCGCAGACCUCCCGACGACCCGUGGGCCGGUCUGUCCGGAUCCGAGCACUUUCUGGGUGGCUCGGUCUGGGCGGAGCCGUCCUGGGGCGACGGCGCCUUUGGGGGAACUCUGGGGUCUGCUCCCAGGGCCGUGGACAGAGAGGUGGACGCUCGCGCCCGUGAGCGCACUGCGCUCUGUAGCGUCUUCCCUCCCGACCAGGUGGACAGCGUGAUGGCGUCCUUCCCCGCCCUCUCCGACCUCGCCAGGAUCAUCAUUCUCCUGCAGCGAUCCCAAAGGGCUGACGCGAGACUGGGAAACCCCUAAGGGACCCAUCCACUGCACGGAAUGGCCUUGCCGCUGGGGCUGGUGAACCAACAGUUGCCAGCCUGGGCCUGAGCAGCCCCCUCCCCUGCCAUCGGGUAAAAUGGUCAGGGGAGCCUGCUUCCCGCUGCUCACUGGAGGACUGUGGCUGAGGUCUGGGCCUGCAGUGUGGAGGGAGUGGUUUCUGAUGUGCUUGGAAGACUGCAGGUUUUACUGCAGCUCCAGUGCUCUGUCCAAGACAAAGCGUUUGUUUUUCGUUUGUUUGUUUUGGAUACUGGGGAUUGAACCCAGCCACUGAGCUACACCCCCAGCCCUUUUUAAAAUGUCGAGACUUGAGACUUGAGUUAAACUACCUAGGAUAGAACUUUUGAUCCCCUGGCUCAGCCUCUGGGGUUGCAGAGAUUACGGAGCUGCUUCGCCACACCAAGCUCUAAACAAAGCUGUGUUUGUGUCUCGGCGUAAGUAGUGUCCACAAGUGGGUCACCACCACACACGGACAGCAGAAUAGGAACUAUCACAGCACAAUCCAUGUACUCAGACUGCGUAUCAACUCUCCUUAAUGUGUACACUUAGUUUGGGUCAUGGUCAAAAGUUUGAUAGAGACUCCUAAAGAAUCUUGAAUUUCACUGCCUCAAGAAGUGUUUGAGAGAUGUAGUCAGGUGGCCUGGGGAGGUUCUGCUAUCUAGAAUUUGGCUAUUGCUAACCUCCCUCACAAGGGGAACCUAGCCUUGUGUGGCUGGGCUGGGCUAAGGUGUAUGUGAUCCUGAGGGUCUGCUCAUGGGGACUUCACCCGCUUUCCUCACACAUAUCACACCAAGCAUCACACUCAAAUAUAACACAUCACAUACACACACACACACACACACACACACA